UUUCGUGCUUCUUUCAUUAUGAUUUUGUAGGUGCGAGAAAGAUGCCUUUGAGAUAAGUCUUCUGUGCCUCGGCAUUUUACUUUUCCAAAUAACAAAAACAUCUUUCGCUAAUGUUUGGUGUUCUGAAACCUCAUAUAAGGAUCCUAGUCCGUCUGCACGCAGCAAAAAAUUCCUCCUAUCAUGAUGUCCUCACAAGCUAAAGUAAUCGAGAAGCUGAAGCAAAGCAUCCACCCGCAGGAGAAGGGUUCGGAGAGCAAGAAGGAGGAGGGAACAGACGAACUCCUCCCUUACAUGAUGGACUACUUGACUCCUGCCAUGGUUGAGGAGGCCAGGACGCUGCUCAAAGAGACGGACGACGUGAGGACGCUGGCCUUGGAAGAGCUAAGGAAAUACAUUGAAAAGGAAGCAAAUCUCGUGACCCCAACUGAUGAUCUUUUCCUGCUAUCCUUCCUGCGCUCCCGCAAGUUCAACGUCAAGAAGGCCUUCAAGCUGCUGCAGAAUUACUGGUGUUUCCGGAAGGACUAUCGUUUCAUUUACGACACCAGUCAGAAAGACAGCGUUGCCAGGCUCAUACUCAGGAAUUUCCUAGGAAUGUUACCUUACCGAGACCGCAAUGGAUGCGUUGUCCUCAUCAUGAAAAUUGGCAAUUGGAAUCCAGAUGAAGAUACAUACGAAGACCUGUUUCGGGCCAUCAGUGCAGUUUUGAUCCACUCCAAUAAGUUCGCAGCAACGCAAGUGGCCGGAUACCGCAUGAUUUUCGAUGCCCGGCAUCUAACUUGGGCACAGUUAAAGUACUGCACUCCUGCAAAUAUUUUGCUGCUAGUCAAAUCAACCCAAUACUGUUUCCCUGCACGCUACAAAGGAUUCCACAUUUUGAGCGAGAACAAAUUGUUCAAUUUGGCUUGGUCCAUUGUCCGACCGUUGCUGACACAAAAACUGAAAAAGAGGAUCAUCCUGCACGGCAACGACCUGAGUCCGCUUCUAGACUACAUCCACCCUUCAGUGCUCCCCGACGAAUAUGGGGGUGAGGGAGGACCCCUGGAGAACAGCAAAUGGUUGGACGUAAUCGAAAACGAAGCCGACAACAUCCUGGGACUCCUCAAUUACGGAUAUACGGGAUUGAAUUUUCGUCAAUCAUUGUAGCAAUUAAAACAAAUUCAUUACAGACAGCAAUUUUUUCCCCUUACGUGUUUUUUUUUAUUUUAUAAAAGAAAUGGUUGUAUGAUGUAACAUUUAUGUAUGAAUGUCUAGUCUUUUAUUAAAAAUACGAGUAUUAUAAUUGGAUUUUUCUGCACAUAUUUUAAAACUGACAUACGUGGCUGUGAGAAGCAAAGGGAUGUAGGGAUGUUUUCAAGUUUUGAGUGAAACGUGUUUAAAGUUCCGGUUCUAGGUAGGCUUUCAUUGAGAAAGUUUUCUAAAUCAUGCUGUAUGGCCAGGUCCGUGUCCAGAUUUUCAUAAAGGGAGGGGUUUUAAUCUUACCUGCGGGAGGGGGAAUCGAACCCCCCACAACCUUUAGUUUACGACAAAUUGCCGAUCCCAGUAUGGCGUUUAUACACCUGGAGGGGCUGCUGAACCCCCCCCCUUUUUUUUGAGGGAUAGUUUUGGCUGCGCAGGUGACCAAAGUAAUUCUUCAUUUUACAGGUUCACUUUAAUCUAACCUUGUUUGUUUCUUUUUAAUUAAAUCUUCUUACUAUGCGGUACAUUGCAAUAAAUACUAAAAUGUAUCCACAAAUUCUUUUAUAAUGUAGAAUGUAUAUCAGGUUUUAUGUUCUAAAUAAUUGAAAUAAUGCUUAAUAAACUAACAAGAAAGAGGUUAUUGCAGAUACAAAUUACAUUACCAAACACCAUCACUAAUGCAUUUUCAUUGCUACAAACUAUGCUAAAUUCAUCAUAACCUCCUUACAAUAAGCAAUACUAAUGCUUUGCAUUGAUUGAUCAUUCAGCAGUUAUUCCACCUAGUUUUUCCAAAAUAUUAUUUCAUUUAAUCAAGCUUUAACAGUUGUAAAUUUGCGGACAAACUUAAGAAAAGAGAAAAAGUUAAAAAAAAAAAAACAAAAAAACCCCGCUGAACACAAACUUUACAUUAAAAUUAAUUUAAGCCAAAAAAAAAACAUACAUUUUCUUCAUUUUACUUAUUAUUUUUCGCCAAUGGGAGGGGUUUAACCCCUAAAAACCCUCCCCUUUUACACGGCUCUAGUAGUACCUACUUGCUAUACAGCAUCUAUUAGCACCAUCUUUGACACCAAAACAGAGGAGAAGGUCACCUACCAUUUGUACUAGUUAUCUCCAAUUUUUUAAUUUUGACACUUACAUCCCUUUGCUUCUCACUACCUCAUUUGUUUACAGGAAAAUUCAUAUAUGUUUUCUCAAAUUUUCAGUCAUGAAUAUGGUCAAAUUUCGAUCACUGGCAGAAUACUAAAAUACAUGUCAGUAGAAUAAUUUUUAGUAAAAUUUAAUGUUUUCAAAAGUAAUAAUUUAUUUGGUUAUGAUUUUCAAUUGAAUUCCAUUAGUUAAAAUUAUAGAAUCACAAUAAAUCAUGAAAUCAUUAUUUUUAAAUUUUAACUUGGAAUAAAACUGUACACAAAUUCA
This is a messenger RNA of Uloborus diversus, 2589 nucleotides long. RefSeq names its product clavesin-1-like. Gene Ontology annotation, cellular component: membrane. NCBI's taxonomy places the organism in Eukaryota, Metazoa, Arthropoda, Arachnida, Araneae, Uloboridae. The record is from RefSeq and is a predicted model, not a curated record. Gene Ontology annotation, molecular function: phosphatidylinositol bisphosphate binding. Bases 181 to 1143 code for a protein of 320 amino acids. The transcript is spliced from 6 exons.